Molecule: messenger RNA, 4546 nt
Organism: Rhineura floridana
Lineage: Eukaryota; Metazoa; Chordata; Lepidosauria; Squamata; Rhineuridae
Gene: PTGIS
Product: prostaglandin I2 synthase
Exons: 10
Coding region: 156-1679 (507 amino acids)
Biological process (GO): prostaglandin biosynthetic process
Molecular function (GO): prostaglandin-I synthase activity; heme binding; monooxygenase activity
Source: RefSeq, a predicted model, not a curated record
AGAGGGGAGACUCGGGGGCGGAGAUCGCGCAGCUCCCAAAGUCGGACCGCGCGCCAGGCGAGAGGAGAGGCUGAGCCGAAGAAGGAGAGAGAGAGAGAAGCCGCCCUCCGCCGCAGCUCCUUCUCCUUUGCUGCCCCACGCAGCUGUGCCGCGCCAUGGGCUGCCUCCUUACCGCUGCCUUGCUCGGGCUUCUGCUGCUUCUGCUGCUGGGGGCUCUGCUGGCUUCUCGCUUCGGCAGAGCGCGGCGACCGGGUGAACCUCCGCUAGAUAAAGGUCUCAUUCCUUGGCUUGGGCAUGCUCUGGAAUUUGGCAAAGAUGCCGCCAGAUUCCUAUCUGACAUGAAGAAGAAGCAUGGUGAUAUUUUCACACUUCGAGCAGCAGGGAAAUUUAUCACCGUCUUAUUGGACCCACAUUCCUACGAAGCAGUCCUUUGGGAGUCUUGCUCCAAGCUGGACUUUGGCCAAUAUGCACGCAUUUUAAUGGACCGAAUGUUUGAUGUCAAGCUGCCGGAUUAUGACUCUAAUGAGGAAAAGGCCAUGCUGAGAAUGACUCUGCAAAACAAGAAUCUUCCCUCCCUGACAAAGGCAAUGUUCUUCAAUUUACGAACCAUUCUGCUUUCUGACCCAAGUAGAGCCAGCCAACAGUGGAAAGAGGAUGGUCUGUUUCACCUGUCCUACAGUAUAAUGCUCAGAGCUGGAUUCCUGACACUGUUUGGCAAUGAAGGAAAGGAUUAUGAUUAUGGUCCGAAUCAAACUAAAGACCUGGCUUACUCCCUGGAAAUAUACAAUGAGUUUUAUAAACUGGACCGUCUUUUGAUGAAAGCUGCCCGCUCCACCUUGAGUGCAGUGGAAAAGAAGGAAUUUGACAGUAUCAAGAAUGAUCUCUGGAAAUUACUAUCCAUGGAAAGGCUGGAUGGCAGAGCAAACCGAAGUCUAUGGCUAGACAGCUACAAACAGCACUUGGUGGACCUGGGAGUGGAUGUUGAUACGCAAACAAGAGCAAUGCUGUUGCAGCUCUGGAGUACUCAGAGUAAUGCAGGGCCUGCAGUUUUUUGGCUUCUCCUGUUUCUUUUAAAAUACCCUUCAGCCAUGGCAGCAGUUCGAGCUGAAAUGGAAGGAAUCUGUGGAACCAGAAGACAAAAAAUUGGACAAAUGCAUGGAAUCAACCAAGAGAUUUUAGACUGUACACCCAUUUUUGACAGUGCAUUGAAUGAAACACUGCGUUUGACAGCAGCACCUUUUAUCACCAGAGAAGUCCUUCAAGACAUGCCUCUGAGACUAGCAGAUGGCAGAGAAUACAACCUGAGGAAAGGAGACAGGCUUUGCCUCUUUCCAUUUAUAAGCCCUCAAAUGGACCCCGAAAUCUAUGAGGAGCCAGAGAAAUUUAAAUAUGACCGAUUCCUCAAUUUGGAUGGCACAGAAAAAACAGAUUUCUAUAAAGGAGGGAAAAGGCUCAAGUAUUACUCCAUGCCAUGGGGAGCAGGAAUAAACACCUGUAUCGGAAAGUUCUUCGCAGUCAAUAGCAUCAAACAGUGUGUUUUCCUCCUCUUAAGCUGUUUUGAUUUGGAGCUGAAAGAUCCCAAUACGAAGAUCCCAGGCUUUGACAAGGAAAGAUAUGGCUUUGGAAUGUUACAACCAGAAAAAGAAAUCAUAGUUAGAUAUAAAUUGAAAGUUCAGUAAAAUUGUGCCUUUCUUAACCUAAUGGAGCUAUUCUGGGUAUUUCUUCAUUUUCUUCUAGAAAACAGCUGCUCAUUUUCUUCUAGAAAACAGCCGGCUGCCCAUUUGCUACCGGGCCAAGUUCAAGGUUCUAGUUCUGGUGUACAAAGCCCUAUACAGCUCAGGACCAGGGUGCCUGAAAGACCGUCUUACCCCUUAUAUACCCAGUCGAUCACUGCACUCUGCAGGUGAGGGCCACCUGCAGAUACCAUCUUAUCAGGAGGUUCGUUCUGCACAAUAUAGGAAACGGACCUUUAGUGUUGCAGCACCUACCCCGUGGAAUUCCCUCCCUUUGAAUAUUAGGCAGACGCCAUCUCUGCUAUCUUUUCGGCGCCUUUUGAAGACUUUUCUUUUUCAACAAGCCUUUUAAGUUGAGAGCUAUCCCAGUCUGUGUCUGUGUCAGAAUUGCUUAAUAUGUUUUUAAUAAUGUUUUUAACCCUUUUUUAAAAAGUUUUUAAAAUGUUUUUAAUGCUUUGUCUUGAUGUAUUUUAAGAUUUGUUUUUAUGAUGUUUUCAAGUGUUUUUAGUGCCUUGUUUGCCACCCUGGGCUCCUGCUGGGAGGAAGGGCGGGAUACAAAUUAAUUAAAUAAAUAAUAAUAGGUUUCAGAUGAAGUUUAUUUUGAUGUCACAUUGGUUGCCAAGGUGUAUUUAUAUGUUAUAGCCACAAAGAGGCCAUUUUAAAUUGUCCUCUGUGGCAUCUGCAAGCUUUUUAUUUGCAAAGGCUAGCCAGAUGGAUUUGGGCCCCCUCCAGAUUGGUGUUUUUUUGCCAGUGUAUUUCUGCAAAGUGUGACUGACAUAAUAAUGGUGCCUUAGUGGUGGAUUUAUACUAGACCAUCCAUACAUCAUUCUGUUUUAUUCGUUGCUCUGCAAUGCUUCCCCAGUGUUACUAUGAUAUUGCCAUUCAGAGAGGCACUCUUACACUAUCAUGCAACAAAAGCAGGACAAUCCUCCCUCCCCCUAUACAUUUCAUCAGGAACCUACGAGACACACGCCUAUUACAAAUGAAGCAGGAUGCUCAUCCAUAAACUUUUGCAGGCACAAACAUUAUUGAAAGCAGGAUUGUGUAUAACCAAUACCACCAUGAGCAUAAAUGGUCAUGCAUGUACAAUAAAAAGGAUGUCUGGUGGAGCCCUCGGUGACUUUCACCACAUCACUGCAAGCCAAUCUUUUUUGGAGCUACAAAGUAGUGUAUAUCCACAAAGCUGCUGGAAAAUUGCAAAAAUCUCACCAUGUCAAAUCCUUUAUAGUGAUCUCCAUGUGACAGGAACAAUGAGUAAACAACCUGCUUGAAUUCAAUGGGUAACAGAAAGGACUGAAAAGAUAAUUGACACACAUCUGUCAGGUUGACUAGUACUUGUUAAGUUAGUGUUUUAUGCUUUAGGGUUUUUCCAGAAGGACUCAAUGUCUGGUUGUCUGCAUAUCACAGAAAGGUGAUCCAGACAGUAGACCAUGAAAAUGACAAAACUAGCCUGGAUAAAACAGACCAAAUGGUGGGUUUUGCUAAUCUCUAGAUAACUAUGUACCUCUUUUUUUUUCUUCCUUGUCUGGUUUUCCUCACCCUCUGUUUUAUCACUAAAGUUGCAAUCCUGUGUAUACUUUACAGUAAGCUUCAUUGAACUGAGUGGACUUACUUCUGGGAAAAGUGUGGGGGGGAAGCAUGCUCUGAAUCACACAACCUUACCAGCAAGUAAGUGUCAUUGAACUCAAGGGGCCUUUCUUCUCAGUUGACAUGCAUAGGAUUAUGCUGCUAGUUACAGUAGUUAACAAAGCUUCAGUCAUUAACUGCAAACUUUAAAAAAAUUGAAGCCACCUGAAUAAAAAAAAUAGUUACAGAUACACUUUUCCUUUCUAGUGCUACUAUUUUAAGGAAGCCAAAUAUCAGUGACUAUGUAUAGGUAGACUAGAGACACACUUGCAUUUGUGCUGGCUUCAGUGCGCCUCCACCAACAUUUUCUGAAUACUAAUUAAACUCCACCCAUUUUUACUCCAAAACCUUGGAAGCUGCAAAUCCAGCAUGUUUUACCUUGGGCUAUGAACACACUAGUCGCCUACACUACACUAGUCGCUUGGAAGUCAGCUUCACACACAUUUCGUCUGGUAGCCCAACUACGCCCCUAUCUAGACAGGGACGACCUCGCCUCCGUUGUCCACGCUCUGGUAACUUCAAGAUUGGAUUACUGUAAUGCGCUCUACGUAGGGCUGCCCUUGAAGACAGUUCGGAAGCUUCAGCUGGUGCAGAACGCAGCUGCCAGAUUAUUGACGAGGACCAGUCGGUCUUCGCAUAUAACACCUGUCCUGGCGCGUCUGCACUGGCUUCCUAUUUGCUUCCGGGCGAGAUUCAAGGUGCUGGUUUUGACCUAUAAAGCCUUACACGGCGUGGGACCUCAAUACCUUGUGGAACGCCUCUCUCUCUAUGAACCUACCCGCUCACUUCGUUCAGAAUCUAAGGCCCUCCUCCGGGUACCAACCCAUCGGGAAGCCCGGAGGGUGGUUACGAGAUCUAGGGCCUUUUCUGUGGUGGCCCCUGAGUUGUGGAACAGCCUCCCCAAAGAGGUACGCCUGGCGCCUACACUUCCAUCUUUUCGGCGCCAGGUAAAGACCUUUUUAUGCUCCCAGGCAUUUUAAUCUUCUUAAUCUUUUUUUAACCUUUUAAUUUGUAUUUUUAAUUUUUGUAGUAUUUAUUUUGUUUUUGCUGUGCUUUUUGUUGUUUGUAUAUGUUUUUGUAUUUUUAUUAUGAUAUAUUGUAUUUUAUCUUGUUUGUUCACCGCCCUGAGAGCUAUUUUGCUAAGGGCGGUAUAUAAAUUGAAAUAAUAAAUAAUAAAUAAAUACGGA